This is a messenger RNA of Acanthoscelides obtectus, 3742 nucleotides long. Lineage: Eukaryota; Metazoa; Arthropoda; Insecta; Coleoptera; Chrysomelidae. The record is from the annotation of a GenBank genome assembly.
AUAUACCCCAAAGGACGCAACUUUUCCUAAUUUAACCUAAGUCGUAUCUCUCACAUUAAUAUUUCCAUGCAUCUUUGUCACGCUGUAUACUGUAAGAGCUAUACGCUGUCUUUUUUUUCCAUACACAAGGUAAUCGUGAGAAUUGAAGCUCUUUGCUAUUAGCUAUUGCUUUAACUAUAAUGCUUGGGCUAUCAAGUGUUUGAUCAAUUCUAUCCUAAGCUACCUUACCAGUUGACUAAAACCUCCCUUUGUCAUUAUUUAACCCCCUUGCGUCAAUUUCAAUCUGAAUUCUGAUAAGUGGUAUAAAGAGCUUUAUUGAAUUUAAAAUGUCGCACCUACUAAAAAAUUUAGGGUCAGAGACAAAAAAUGCAAGAAGGAGAAAAAAGAAGAAGCGUCCACGGUACCGUGACAUAAUGAGCGUGGAGGGGGUGAGGAAAAUCAUUUUGAGCGAAUUAGCACAAAAAAUUAUAGGUUGUGUUGCUGGUGAGAACGUUACUUCUGAGAAUCCUUGGAUGAUGGUGAGAAAAGAACUUAUUCAGGAUAAUAUUGAAUUGCAUGAGGAGAGUUCUGAAUUCUUAUCUAUCAGGAAAGAAAUACUGGAGUAUCCUAAACCUGAGCUGUUGAUAGGCUACAUCCCUGAUGAUAGUGUUGACUAUGAAGAAUUUUACAUAUGUGUAACAGAAGACGCAUUAGCAACUGUGAACGAUAUAAUUAGUAAGAUAAAGGCAGAACAAGAAGCACGAUUAUACAAUACUAUCAAUAAAAAAAUUAAAAGAUGGGAGACCCAAGGCAGCGAACUAGAGGUUGAUGAAGAAAUAGUGAAAAACUCCAGACCUCUAAUUGAGGUCGAAGUGGAAAGUGAGUACCCAAUUUUCUCAUCUACAACACCCCAAUUCCAAAUCGUUAACGCUGAACAAAUGAGGGAUGGUUACAUGGAACUAAGGUGUUAUGACACCGCCAUGAACAAUGUUUUCAAAAAAAGAAUAAAUGCGGAAGUUCAAGUUGCACCACAAUCUAUUACUGCUGAAGUUCAAACUACUUGCACGUAUCCAUCUAACAGCACAACACAGUACCAAUAUGAAAUUAAAGAUGCCGAAGAAACUUACAAGCAAUGUCAAAAGAAAAUACUGUCAGAUAUACUGACGGUAAUAUUUCUUUGAUGAGCAAUCUACUCAAGGUAAAUGGUACUAUCAAUCUCUAUUCGGACGACUUCGCGAACCUAGUAAACAAUACCAAGUUCACCAAACCAAUAGCUAAGGAGGAAGUGAAAGAGUACAUGUCAUUUAUGGAUGUGAAUAUGUGCAAAGGCAAGAUGAUUGCAGAUGCGGUUUGGCAUCCUAUGUGGACAGGAACAGUAGCUGUGGCUUAUGCUGACGCAGCACCCAGUAUAUACUAUACUGGACAUAAUCAAGAUGAUGUAGUAAUGAAAGCAGUUCAUGGCAUAAAUCCUGUGCUAAUAUGGAGUUGUCUCGAUCCCCUUAAACCCAGGCUGAUUUUGGAAACACCAAGAGAGGUCCAUAAACUUUCUUUUUGUAAAUUUGAUCCAAAUGUAUUGGUUGGAGGCUGUUGCAACGGUCAAGUAAUUCUGUGGGAUAUACGAAAUAAACUAGAAAAAGUUGAGGCAUUAGAAGUAUUGACUAACGCACAACAAAGAUACAGAGCUACAAUGCAUUCGCUCAUGGGAUGGAUGAAGAACAUUCAUAAUAUAUCGAUUGUUAGACCUACUGUCGUAUCUGAUUUGAGAAACUCUCAUAAAGGACCUGUAACUGGUAUCACUUGGCUAAGCCCUCAUCACGAAUUUUCAAAACUCGGCAAUUUGACACAGCUCGAUUCUGAUGAGACAUCAAUGCAAUUUUUAACAUGCAGUGAAGAUGGCACUGUUUGUAUAUGGGAUUUAUUGAAGAAACCUACUAUUCAACCAGGAGGCUUCAAACCGAGGAAGCUGAAGAGACUGAAGAGGAAACCUAGCGCUUUAAUAGCUGAAGUUUCACCAUAUUCUCCUCUUCACUUAAACUUGAAGCCAAUUUACAGAGUAAAUUUGACAAAAGGUGACAAACAGAACAGAAAUGUGGGAAUUUCCAAUUGCUCAGCGAAAUUAAACAUUGUCAAAUAUGUUGAAGUGCGCCCAGAAAAAAAUAAAAAACGUCCAUUACAUGAGAGAGUUAUCUAUAAGCCUGUACUGGAACCCAGACGUGAUGUGGAGUGGAAACCAGAUACUAAAAUUCAUUGUGGCACCAUGGAAGGUGACUACAUUUAUAUGAAAUGGGAAGGAAAAGAGUACGAGUCAGGAGAGGUGGUGAAUUCCGAAUUAAGUAAAAUCGAGAGCUACUCCAAAUGUCAUGAUGGUCCUGUCAACUCAUGCAGUAUUUGUGAAAACUCCCAUGUAACAUUAACUGUAGGCGGUAAAGUGAUAGCUCUUUGGAAGGACGACUUCCCCAACAGGCCUAUCCUUUGGAGAAGGUACAGACAUAACAUGUUCACCACAGGAGAAUGGGAUGUUUUCCAGCCUUUCAGAUUCAUGAUAGAAAUCAUCAACGGAAACGUAGAAAGUUGGGCGUUGCACUACAACAGCAAACAACCCACUUUUCACUUGAUAUUUUCCAGUGGUUAUUUGACGACUGCAGCGAUACAUCCUAGACCAUUGAAAAAACUCAUAUGUGGAGCCGGAGACAAGCAAGGCAUUUUUCGUCUAUUCUUCAUCCCUGAAGACACCCAUGAGUCAGAAGGUGACAAAUUGAAGGAGUUUGAAAAUUUUAUCGACAGAGAGGUAAACAGAAAAAAGAAAUUUCUGGCUUGGCAAGAAGAAUGGAACAGGAAGAAUGAGUCUUUUCUAAAAAUAAGGCAGGAACAGCAAAGAGAACUAAUGGAGCAAGAAGAACAAGCGAAGAAAGCUAAAGAAGCGGAACUAAUGGAAGCAAAAGCAGUUGAAGUAGUUGUUAGAAAAGGACCAGCACCAGGUAAAUACAUAGAAUGGGUGAUAGAACAACGCCAAUUAGAGGAAGAAGCAAGAAUUAAAGCUACGAUCAUCAGUAAAAAGCAGUUGAAUACAAAAGAGUUGGAGAAACGAAGGAAGCCCUUGCAAAAGCUAGAUGAGGAGAAUGAAAGAAAGAAAAGGAAACAAAGGAUGAGGUUGAGGGAAGGUGAACAUAUAUUUAAGGAGACAGUCGCGGCACUGUUUCCUGAUGCGGUAAAAGAAAAACCAGUCCCUCCUCCAGAUCCAUACGUCAUUGAAGAUGAACACAAAUCACAAGCGAAGUACCACUUCAACAAGUACUUGGAAGUGGAUAAAGGUGCUAAAAUUUUUGUAGCUACAAACCCUUACAAGUACGAAUUUCAUUGGAGAUCUGUAUUGGAUGGAGGUCGGCUAAGGAGAAAACAGUUGUUUUUAGAGGCGAUGGGUCUUGGUGAAAGAAGAAGGACGAAAAAGUCGUGGGAAAGCCAGGGUACUGCUCCUUUUAUGGGAGCCGCAUCGGUAUCAGCAGUUGAAGAGCAAACUUACGGAACAGAAUCUAAGCAGCCUGAAACAAGCGAAGCAACUAAAUAACCUCAAGAAGCUUAAGACAAUAAAUAUGUGUUAACAUUAUUCUUUGAGAUUUAAAGAUAUGAAUGGUAUACUGAUAUGGAGAAGAUAUUUUAUCGUUUGUCCAGAAUAGUCUCGGAUUGGAACUAUUAUAUUUGUGACAUCAUCGGUUAUAGUUUCCGGUGCAUCGGGCUGUUUGUUAAUAAAAGAGUUCUAUAUAUA